Lycium ferocissimum is the source of this 783-nucleotide messenger RNA. RefSeq lists its product as uncharacterized. The record is from RefSeq and is a predicted model, not a curated record. NCBI's taxonomy places the organism in Eukaryota, Viridiplantae, Streptophyta, Magnoliopsida, Solanales, Solanaceae. The coding region runs from base 1 to 783 and encodes 260 amino acids. The transcript is spliced from 3 exons.
AUGUUAAAAGCAUUCAUUUGGAACAUCAAGUCUGUGAAUAUUCAGAAGGAUUUCCAUAGAGUUCAGAUGUUGCAUAGACAUCACAAAUUCAUUUUGAUUGCACUUAUGGAACCUUUUCAAGACUCAAGGCAUAUUUCUAGAUACAAAAGAAGAUUGGGUAUGAGCUUGGCAAAUCAUAAUUGUAAUGGGAAGAUCUGGUGUUUUAUCAAUGAAGGAAUAGAUGUGGAGGUUUUAAUGGAUACAGAACAACAGGUUACCAUCAAAUUAUUUCUGCAGAAUAGUGGUAAGGUCCUAAUUACUACACUGGUAUAUGCAAAAUGUGAUGCUAAUGAAAGAUUGGAGCUGUGGGAUAGCAUUUAUAACUUGUCUAACAAUAUGUAUUUCCCAUGGUUGGAUUCCAUCUUGCCUUCAUUGAUAUCGCCAAAUCAAUUUAGUUUUGUCAAAGGCAGGAACAUUAUUGAAAAUGUGUUGCUUACUCAAGAAUUAGUUCCUGAUAUUAGAAAAAGAGGAAAACCAACAAAUGUGAUCAUAAAGUUAGAUAUGGCAAUGCCUAUGAUAGGGUGUCAUGGAACUAUCUUAGACAGAGGUGUAAAGAAAGGUGAUCCUCUAUCACCUACUUUGUUUAUAUUGGCUGUUGAGGUAUUAUCUAGAGCACUGAAUUCUCUUUUUGAAGAUGGUAUGUUUAGAGGAUAUGGGAUGCCUAAGUGGAGUUCAAAUUUGAAUCACCUUUCUUAUGUUGAUGAUACUAUUGUGUUUGCUUCUGCUGAAAAGUUGUCUCUUUAA